Molecule: messenger RNA, 1202 nt
Organism: Pogoniulus pusillus (Red-fronted tinkerbird)
Lineage: Eukaryota; Metazoa; Chordata; Aves; Piciformes; Lybiidae
Gene: CA14
Product: carbonic anhydrase 14
Exons: 9
Coding region: 82-1101 (339 amino acids)
Biological process (GO): one-carbon metabolic process
Cellular component (GO): plasma membrane
Molecular function (GO): carbonate dehydratase activity; zinc ion binding
Source: RefSeq, a predicted model, not a curated record
UCCUCCAUCCCUCCCCUGGGGGGGGGCCCGUCCUGGGUGGGUAUUUAAACCCGAGUCAGCAGCACCCGGUCCCCCCCCGCCAUGCUCCGUGCCCUGCUGCUACUGGGGGGUCUGGCCCCGGCCCUGCCUGCUGGUCCCCACUGGGCGUACGAGGGUCCCCAUGGGCAGCAGCACUGGCCCGAGGCUCACCCAGCCUGCGGGGGCCAAGCGCAGUCGCCCAUCGACAUCCGGACGCGGGGGGCGCAGGCUGACCCCUCGCUGCCGCCCGUGCGCCCCGUGGGCUACCAGCGCCCCGACGCCGCCGGCUUCACCCUUGCCAACAACGGCCACACCGUGGUGCUGGCACUGCCACCGUCCCUGCAGCUGGAGGGGCUGCCCCACGCCUUCGCCGCCGCCCAGCUCCACUUCCACUGGGGGCAGCCUGGGCACAGCGGCGGGGCUGAGCAUCUCCUGGAUGGGCACCGUGCCCCUGCGGAGAUGCAUGUGGUGCACUACGACGCGGAGCACUACAGCGACGCCAGCGAGGCACAGCACCACGCCGGGGGGCUGGCAGUGCUGGGGGUCCUCCUGGAGGUGGGCUCUGACCCCCACCCUGCCUACGACAACAUCCUGAGGCACCUCGGCAGCAUCACCUACGCUGGGCAGAGCACCUCCAUCCCCUCCUUCAGCAUCCAGGACCUGCUGCCGCCGCGCCUCGACCUCUACUACCGCUACAACGGCUCCCUCACCACCCCCCCCUGCCUGCAGAGCGUCCUCUGGACUGUCUUCCAGCAGCCUGUCCGCAUCAGCCUGGCACAGAGCCUGAGGGGUACUCAACAGGGGAAAUCGUUGCCAUCACCUUCGGCGCUGUGGCCUCCUGCCUCCUCCUCGCCCUUGCUGUCCACUUCGUGGCCAAGAGGAUGCGGUGAGGGGGCCCCCACGCGGGGCAGGGACCCCGGACCCACUCGAAUCAGCUCCCACCUCAGCCCCCCCCCCUCCACCUGCUCAGGGUUAGGUCACCUUCACCUCAGCCCCCCCCCCCCCCGUGCCAGAGUGAGGACACAGCAGCAGGAAGUUGUCUUCAAAGCCUCCACUCGUGCCCGUGGUGCCCCCCGACCCUGAACCCCCUCCCCCCUUGAACCCCCUUCCUCUACCCUCUCCUGCCCACCUCCUCCUCAUCCUCUUGCCUGCCUCACUGGAAAUAAAGCCCCUGCCCCAUCCCA